AUGGAUUCAGAAUUCAGUGCGAAUACACUGAAAGUGUUUUUUAAUUUCAUCGAAGACGACGAUGACGAAAACAAUUACAGUGCAUACACUUUCGUAUCAACUGCAAUGUUGAUGGUUAUUAAUAUGUUUGCAAACGAUUUAAAAGUGCCCGUCGACUAUUUGAAUAAAAUCUCUGUUUCACGAAAUACAAGUAUCGACAUUUUUAUCAAUCUUGAUGAGAAUGAUGGCAUUUAUAAUUCAUCAUUUGUGGAAAAUAUUUGGCCACAUUAUCAAAAUCGAUAUUGCUUGAUUUAUGCCAACACAAAAAUAAUGUCGCCGAGUACCAUCUUAAACUUUUCCAGCACAUUGAUUAUAAUGAACUCGAUUAUUCUUCUGAUUAAUAUGAUAUUUUUUUAUCUCGUCUUUCGCCAUAGAAUGCGACAUUCAAUCGAUGAAGCCUUCGCCCAGUCUUUCACCUUUACCGUUCAAUCGCAACUAAUGCUUGCGAUUCCAAUGUUUUCGACAACGAUUCAUGAGAAAUGGUUUUUGGCAUUCAAAUUCAUUCAAAACUUUCUAAUGGGUACGAUUUUAUUAAGUGUAUUUACGACACAAAUUAUUUCACCGCCAAUUAGUCUCGUGAGCGAUGCCGAAAUUAGUCGGUUUAAGAGCUACACACCAGGGCCCAUAACUUUCGGAAUCGGAGAACCUUGCCUAUAUGAACUGAAACAAGGGUUAUACUUACGCAGAGGUUGCUUUCUAUCAUGUGACGUGGCAAACAAAACCGUGGAAAGACACGAUGGUGUUGUCUUUCUCAAGGAAGAUAUUAAUUUUCAGCAAGUGUUUAAAGUGUCAAAAGGAUCGAUGCAUUAUGAUACCAUCAAAAUGUUGGUACGACAUUACUUUGAGGCUGGCAUUCUGGAUCGAAUUUUCAAUCAAAUUCAUGGAACAAGCUAUAAAUUUCUCGAGGAAACCGGGUAUGGAAAUCAAAUUGAACUUAAAGACUUGUACGAUGCUUCCAGUCAUAUGAUAUUUGUGGGCUAUUGUGUCAGCAUUAUUACGUUCAUUUGUGAGAUUAUUUAUUUUCGCUGGCAAUGCGCACGGAACCACAACCGUAAAACGAUUAAACGAGUUCGAUUUCUACAUUGAAAGACAGUAAUGUCAGAUUCUCAGAAA
Messenger RNA from Contarinia nasturtii (swede midge), 1152 nucleotides. RefSeq lists its product as uncharacterized. NCBI's taxonomy places the organism in Eukaryota, Metazoa, Arthropoda, Insecta, Diptera, Cecidomyiidae. Bases 1 to 1125 code for a protein of 374 amino acids. The transcript is spliced from 6 exons. The record is from RefSeq and is a predicted model, not a curated record.